Leptopilina heterotoma is the source of this 378-nucleotide messenger RNA. RefSeq lists its product as uncharacterized. The record is from RefSeq and is a predicted model, not a curated record. The transcript is spliced from 2 exons. The coding region runs from base 60 to 371 and encodes 103 amino acids. NCBI's taxonomy places the organism in Eukaryota, Metazoa, Arthropoda, Insecta, Hymenoptera, Figitidae.
UACAACUGAAGAAGUUGGUGCAGAAAGGAACUCGUAAAUCUCAAUGCGAAAAUUUUCCAAUGUACCUGAAGGAUUCGUUAAAAAGAUACAAAUUCAUUCCAAAUGGAAAGAAAGAUUUACCAUCGAAUAUUGAACAGGAAGUGACGAAUCUGUGGACGUUGAAUGAGUCGAAACUGGAGUGCGCCGAAAUUUACACGGGACUUCAACUUCUCCUACAAAGUCCAGCCGAGUCCUUGAUUCUCGAGGAUCGAAUUGUCUGGCUACGGGAGCAAGGUUUCAACGCUGAAAUUCAUCCCGUAAUGGAAAAGACACUGUCACCACGUUCUCACGCAAUUGUUUCGUUGAAGAAUAAUAAAAAAUCCAUCAGUUGACAAAAAA